Trichomonas vaginalis G3 is the source of this 246-nucleotide messenger RNA. RefSeq names its product associate of C-MYC AMY-1 family. The transcript has a single exon. The record is from RefSeq and is a predicted model, not a curated record. Gene Ontology annotation, cellular component: nucleus. Lineage: Eukaryota; Parabasalia; Trichomonadida; Trichomonadidae. Gene Ontology annotation, molecular function: transcription coactivator activity. Gene Ontology annotation, biological process: regulation of DNA-templated transcription. The coding region runs from base 1 to 246 and encodes 81 amino acids.
AUGAUGUCGAAAAGGGAGCAAUUCAGAAAAUAUUUAGAAGCAGGUAACGUUAUUGAAACCCUCAAUAAAGCAAUGUUUAGUAUCCAUAGCGAAGAUCCACGACCAGCUGAUCCAUUGGCUUUCAUUAGAGAAGUUAUCGGAGCACCACCAGCUGAAAAUGUAGAUGCACUUAUACGUAAAAACCAGGACCUUCACGCAAGGGUAAUCAUGCUACGAAAUCAAUUAGAUAUGCUUAAUUCAAAAUAA